Molecule: messenger RNA, 753 nt
Organism: Lodderomyces elongisporus
Lineage: Eukaryota; Fungi; Ascomycota; Pichiomycetes; Serinales; Debaryomycetaceae
Gene: SPC34
Product: Spc34p
Exons: 1
Coding region: 1-753 (250 amino acids)
Biological process (GO): attachment of spindle microtubules to kinetochore
Cellular component (GO): DASH complex; spindle microtubule
Source: RefSeq, a predicted model, not a curated record
AUGUCAUUACUUGAGCAACUUAAUCGAAUAGAGACUUCCAUUAGUAAUAUUCAAUCUUAUGAAUUUUCCAAGCCUGGGAUAUUUACGAAUGCGAUUGUUAAUAGACCACCAAUAACUACACUUCUUAAAGAUCCUAGUACAGACGAAAGAAACUUGUAUACUGUAACUACUCCCAAGAUUGGCAAUCAGCUACCAAACGAAGUGGAGAUUGAACGGGUGGAUGGUAGGAAAAGGUAUAUUGAGCAUGAUGCAAUUGAAGACUCAUUUUUAUAUGAUGCGAGUACAGCCUCAGCAUCACAGUUCGAAGAUUAUGAUCUCCCGGUUGCUCGAAUACCAACUCUAUUACCGCCAAAUUCUGAAACACAAUCUAAGCUAUUGCUUGAUCUUGAUCAACAACUGAACAGCAAGAGUUGUGCAGAAAAAGUUGAGCAAUUACUUUCUGUUGCAAAUAAGUAUCCCAACUUGAUUGAGAACGCGCGAGAAACAAGAAACAAGUUAGUGUUGUAUUUGAGAAAUGUGAAUGAGUUAGAAAACGAGAUUGCAGUGUUGGAGAACGAGAUUGAUGAGUGCAAGGUUCGGCUAAGAAAUGAACACAAUGUCGCUACGAGUCCUGUGAAGCAGAGGUUUAUUCGAGAACAAAUACUACAGCCACGAGUUUCUGAGCAAGUUGUUGAUAUCGAAGAGUUAAUAGCAAAGGAGGAAGAAGAAAUUCAACUGCUAGAACAAGAGGUAAAUGAUAAAUUAAAGCACUGA